CUUACCAAUACCAUUCGUCUGAUUUUUAUAGCCGGAGAUAAAAAGAGAUCUUAUGUCUUCUAUCUCGCAUCUCGUAUACCUUGUGUGGUUGCUAGGAAGCAUUAGAAAUGCACAGUACAGAAGAUUCCCACAGUACCCUGGCAAUGCGGAAGUCUUCGGUCUGAUCGGCGGCCAUUCAACUGAGUCCAGCAAUCGGGUUUUCGUGGUCUUCUAGUCCAGGUGGGCUUAACUUACCUUCACCGCCACCAAGAAACUCGACUCAUUCGCAGCACACCGUUGGAGCAUAUCGGUCCUGUGUCGCCUUCCGCUGCUAGGAAAAUGUGCAAGUUCACCAAUCGGCUGUUCGUCUUCGCCCUGUUGCUACUGGCGGUGGGUGGGAUUCGGACCCAACCCGCUGGUGGAAGGAGGAACGUGGUCAGCGACCUUCUGGAGGUUUUGUAUGAAGACUACAACGACAACGGUUUUCAGCGCGAGGACGUGUUCUAUGACCAGCGGCAAAAGGGUGCGGAAAAUCUGAAGUUGAGCGUGGAUGGCGUUGUCAUCGGCAUGUCUCCUCAAAUUGGUUCCGACUGGCUUUAUUCAAUGGCCAAAUACUACCUAAGUGAAACGAUGCUGCGUCUAACUACACCCGAGCCAGAUACCAAUCAGCUUUAUGAAAAGGAGCCCAUUACAGAGAAGUUGGAGUCAGGCGAUGAUGAGAAUUCCACAAGACUCCAUGAAAACUCAAAUAGUGAUCCAGAAAGUAGACAGCAACAUAUUGUAUCGUCGAACAAAUCCACUCGUACUCCAUCAUUGCAACUGUUGAAUUUGCUAAAGAUGUUUAAAAGUUCAAAAGCCUAACUUGCAUAAAACGUACUUUGAAUUCUUAGCAGAUCUUUAGUUGUAAGUUAUAUUGUAAUCAUUUUUGGAAUAAAAUGAGUAUAUAAAUUUACA
Messenger RNA from Drosophila serrata, 933 nucleotides. RefSeq lists its product as uncharacterized. Lineage: Eukaryota; Metazoa; Arthropoda; Insecta; Diptera; Drosophilidae. The record is from RefSeq and is a predicted model, not a curated record.